This is a messenger RNA of Gavia stellata (red-throated loon), 3932 nucleotides long. RefSeq names its product LON peptidase N-terminal domain and RING finger protein 1. The transcript is spliced from 12 exons. Bases 4 to 1824 code for a protein of 606 amino acids. NCBI's taxonomy places the organism in Eukaryota, Metazoa, Chordata, Aves, Gaviiformes, Gaviidae. Gene Ontology annotation, molecular function: metal ion binding; protein binding. The record is from RefSeq and is a predicted model, not a curated record.
GACAUGCUGCGCUGCCCUUCCUGCCUGCUCCUCCUCUGGGAGCCGGUGACCGUGUCCUGCGGUCACUCCUUCUGCAAGCCGUGCCUCGGGGGGGCCGUGCCCUCCCGCUGCCCGCUGUGCCAGGAGAGGCUGAGGCUGCUGGGCGUCGGGGCGGCGAGGUGCAACGUGGUGCUCUGCGGCCUCCUGGAGAAAUGCGUGGAGCCGGAGAGCCGGCUGGCCUGGCUGGCCGCACGCGUCCGGGACCGUCUCAGCCGUGGGGACGCGCGGGGAGCCCUGAGGAUGGCUCAGAAGGGGGUCGAGCUGGCCCCGGAUGCCAGCUCCCUGCGGCUGUGCCGGGCAGAGGUGUUUGUGGCACUGGGACAGCACCCGCGGGCGCUGGAGGACCUGGACGCUGUGUGCAGGGCUGAGCCUGGAGAGCACGAGGGCUUCUUCAGGAAAGGGAAGGUGCUUCUGGAGAUGGGACAGAGAGCCGAAGCCCUGCUGGCAUGGAAGCAGUGCCUGAUGCUCAGUCCCCAUUUCCACCCUGCUCGGAGAGAGAUGGAGAAGAUCCUCACACGGGAGGAUGCUCCUCAGCCAUGCAGAGCUGCUGCAUGCCCAGGUGAUGCUCACCGGGGCUUGACCGGUCCCCAGGUCGAUGGAGAGAGCCCUGCGCUCUCAUCGUCUUCCGCCCAAGCUCAGGAUCAGGAGGGGGAGCUGGUGGAUGGCAGAGGGAAUGGCAGAGGGCACACUGAGUCCGAACACAGCCAGGGGACAGCCACCCUUUCCCAGCCGGGACGACGGCAGGAACCGGAGACUUUGGCAGAGAGGCAGGGCCAGCGGUUGGUAGAUAACGAAGAGCAAACAGCAGCAGCAAAGUGUACCCAGACAUGCCUCGGGGAGCUGCUGAGUGUAUCUGACUUGGAGUGUUCCCUCUGCAUACGGAUGUUCUUCGAGCCGGUGACGACGCCGUGCGGGCACACCUUCUGCAAGGAGUGCCUCGAACGCUGCCUGGACCACCGGCCCAACUGCCCCCUCUGCAAACAGAGCCUGAGAGAGUACCUGAAGGCUGGAAGCUACAGCCCCACUGUGCUGCUGCAGGACAUCAUGCUGGCCAUCUUCCCCGCACAGCUGGCCGAGCGCCGGGAGCUGCACCGGGCUGAGAUAGCAGAGCUCUCCAACCUGACCAAGAACAUCCCCAUCUUUGUAUGCACGAUGUCCUUCCCAGGCAUCGCCUGCCCUUUGCAUGUCUUCGAGCCUCGCUACCGCCUCAUGAUCCGGCGGUGCCAGGAGACCGGCACGAGGAGGUUCGGCAUGUGUAUAUAUGAGAAUGGGAAAAGUUUUGCUGACUACGGCUGCAUGCUGGAGAUUCGGCAGAUCGAGCUGCUGGCAGACGGGAGGUCCUUGGUGGACACCAUCGGCAGGCGGCGGUUCCGGGUGCUGAGCCGCGGGCACAGGGACGGCUACAACACUGCCGAUAUCGAGUACCUGGAGGACAAGAAGGUGGCUGGGGAGGAGCUGCAGGAGCUGCAGUGCCUGCACGAAAGCACCUACCGCUUGGCUCAGCGGUUCUGUGAGCACGGAGACCUUGCCUCCAGGCACAUUUUGAUGCAGCAUGGACCGCUGCCGGAGAAGGAAGAGGACAUCCAGGCUUCGGCAGAUGGUCCGACAUGGUGCUGGUGGCUCAUCUCCAUCCUGCCCCUUGACCCGUCCUACCAGCUGAACCUCUUCUCCACCACCUCCCUGCGCGCCCGCCUCACCCAGCUGCAGCGCAUCCUCGCCGCCCUGCUGCAGCAGCCCCCCGCCGGGCACCCGCUGCCCGAGCACAGCCCCAGGGGCCGCGUCUGAGCCCCCCGGCCCCCGCCCUCUCUGCAGGGGAGACCUCUACCCCCUUGGGUUUCUCUACGUGUUGCUUCACGGUUUUGCGUGUGGUUUGAGCUCCCCCGACAAGUGACCUCAGCGAUGAGCUGGGCACCCUCUGCCUGGCUCGGUGGGGCCGGUGCCACACUGGCAGCGACACUACGCCGUCCACGCUGCCUUCAGGAGCUGCUCAGUGACGCAGCCGUGCCAUGCCACCAAAGCGGGGACUGGGAUGGAAAGCUGGGUUGUAUCUUGGGAACCAAAAUCACUUUCUGAGCUGCUUUGGAGCUAAGGAGUAUUCUCCUUAGGGCAGAGGACUGAGUGCCAGGAUCACCUUGGUUUUGGCUCUUCCACUUCGAAGGAUAACGUAGGGAUUUUUGGUAGGUGGUCCUGCUCCAUGCAGCAGAUUUAGGGCCUUGGGAGAGGUGGCACUGGGAGGCAGAGAGGUCCUGACGGCUUCCUCCAGCCUCGGGAGCUGAUGGCUCUGCCUCCACUUAUGACUUUGACGUAAUUUCUAUUUGAAUGAGAAGAAAGGUUAAAUUAAUUGGAAACUCAUGGUCCUGCUCCUAACCACCUCCAUGGCCACACGGUGAGGAGAUGCUGCUCUCUGAAUGCACCCAGCUCCAGAUGUCCCCUUCCCACUGCUCUGCUCGGUGCUCUGCUGUGUUUGCUGUGCCGAGCUUGCCAGCCGCUUCCCCGGGCUGGAGCCGGGGAUUUGGCAGUGUUGGUGCUUUUCCUCCCACCCAAAGGCUGCUGUUCCUGAGCCUGUCUGGGUUCAGAUUGCAGGGUCAGAGCUGGGGGCUGGAAAGAGCUGAUGGUGCAAGGGAGUUAAGCCUGGAAGUGGUUUUGUGUGACUUUCUGCUUCUUGACUAGUGCAAUUUUCCCAUGUUCAGUGUUUCUUGUGAACUUUCUGCUGCCUCAGGAGAAAAUCAGGAUCCCCCAAAAGAGUACAGAGUGAAGUCAAAGGGACCCAAACCUCUGGAGCGGCAGCGGGGGGUUAGGACCAGUGACUGAGGCUGUGAGCCCCGUGUCAGGGGGGAGCAAGUGCCUGUCUGCAAGUGCCUGGCUGCUGCUUGUCUCUAAACACAGGGAAAAGCCUAUCCCCCCAGACAGACCGGGCUUUCCUCCAAGAAGGUUUGGGAUUUUUGUCUCCCAUCCAUAAUUUUGGUGGCUUUGGGUUGAAUUUUAGGAGUGACAUCCACUUAGUCAUUGGAUUAACAUUGCUUCCAGAAUUUUAUCCCUGCUUUUCUCAAAGGCUCUGCACCCCGUCUGGGGGCUCAGUAGGUUGUUGGAUAUGUGUGUGGGAGGGAAAAUCAGGCUGGGGCUACAGUGCUCCUUCCUGCACGUGUUGCUGGGCUGAGCGUGGGGCAGGAGGCUCUGGACACAGCUCCGGAGAGGUCCCUGCCCAGGGCCACUGCCUUUCCCUGUCCUGCUCUCUCCAGGAAUGAGAGGUCUUAGUCUCUCCUCUCCAGCAAAGUGCCUCCCUGGAGCGACAGUCAGGGGGAGCUGACGGCUUGCUCCCUAGGGACCACAGUGAGCACAGGGUGGCUGAGGACAACUCAAAGCUGGAUUUGCUCCUCUACCUUUGAGCCAUGUCCUCCCCAACUUUGCUGCUGUCUCUGCGGCACCAUGACUCCCCAAGGGGCUAUAUCCUUGGGAUGUCGGAUUGGGGUGGGCAGGGGUAGGUGACGGAGGGAUGCCUCGCAGUCCUGGGGCAGGUGUGUGCAGGUAGCAGGAUGCCACUGAAGUUUGGGAAGUGCCUUUCUUUUCUACAGGGUCAAUGUAAGCUCACACAGUGAUACCACCACCACCUCCAUCGAGCCCCUCACCUACCCUCCAAGUUGCCCAUUCCCCAGGUGUGGGUGCUCCCUGGGCUGCUGCGGGUCCCUCCAGCAAGGGUGUGGCACGGGGUGGGUGCAGGGGAGAAGCAUGGGUCUGCACCGUGUCCAUGCUGGGGGAGAGCUGGGGACCAGAGCCACAUCUGCCUGGCUGCUUUGGGAAGGGACUUGUGCAAAUCGUUUGGUUUGCUUGGAGCACCUUUGGGGUUUGUAUUAGUAUCUUUGCUCUUUGAAUUGAAUUUUCUUCCUGGUCAUUGA